Molecule: messenger RNA, 2314 nt
Organism: Oncorhynchus masou masou (cherry salmon)
Lineage: Eukaryota; Metazoa; Chordata; Actinopteri; Salmoniformes; Salmonidae
Product: arf-GAP with dual PH domain-containing protein 2-like
Exons: 11
Coding region: 196-1341 (381 amino acids)
Biological process (GO): heart development; positive regulation of GTPase activity
Cellular component (GO): plasma membrane; cytoplasm; intracellular membrane-bounded organelle
Molecular function (GO): GTPase activator activity; phosphatidylinositol-3,4,5-trisphosphate binding; phosphatidylinositol bisphosphate binding
Source: RefSeq, a predicted model, not a curated record
GGCAUGUUGCUAUGCCAGUGAGAAAGGGAAACGACGGCCUGUGUGCGCGGUCAAGUGCAACAACAACGAGAAAAAUGUCCUGACACCUGUUAUAGAAGUAAUACAUUUGAAGUGAAUGAAAAGGCAUGGACCUAAGUAAAAUAAGCAAUUCGUUUGUUGGGACUUGAUUGACGCAGAAGAAUAGCCGAUUUAAUUAUGGCAAGUCCGGAGAGAAAUAAGAAGAUUCUGCUUGAAAUGGUGAAACAGCCCAGCAACGACCAUUGUGCCGACUGUGGGGCCCCUGAGCCAGACUGGGCCUCAUACAAACUUGGUGUGUUUGUAUGUGUGAACUGUUCGGGGACACAUCGGGACUUGCCUGCCAUCAGCCGGAUAAAGUCCAUACGUUUGGAUUUCUGGGAUGAUUCCUUAGUAGAGUUUAUGAAGACAAGGGGUAACGCUGCAGCCAAUGCGUUCUAUGAGAAGUGCGUUCCGCCCUUCUACUACCGGCCACAGGAGAAGGACUGUGUUGUUCUUAAAGAUCAGUGGAUACGUGCUAAGUAUGAGAGGAGAGAAUUCACAGGAGAGAGUAGCUCCCUUCAGCAAGGUUAUAGUUCAGGACUUUACGAAGGAAUUCUAUGGAAGAAAGGCAAGGACAACAAGCAGUUCCUGAAAAGGAGAUUCCUGCUCUCUGAAACAGACUUCACCUUGAGAUACUUCACCAAGGAGGAUUCCAAGAAGCCCAAAGCAGUCAUCUCUAUGAAGGAUCUCAAUGCCGUGUUCCAGCCGGAAAAGAUAGGCCACGCCCAUGGGCUGCAAAUCUCCUACCUGGAGGAAGAACGGACCAGAAACCUGUUUGUUUACCAUGACAACAGCCAGGAAAUUGUGUCCUGUUUCAAUGCGAUUCGGGCCACCCGGUUUGCUUACCUCAAGAAAGUCAACCCUAAUGCCAGGGACAGUGACCUUGUACCUUUGAUAACCAGAAGUAGCAUUAAAGAAGGCUACAUGGAGAAAACCGGACCAACGCAAUGGGAGCCAUUCAAGAAGAGAUGGUUCAUCUUAAACUUAACGGACAGAAAGCUGUCCUACUUCAAAUCUUCACUGGAUGCCUUGGAACUGGGAGCUGUCUUCAUCGGCACAGAGGGCCAUGGCUACUCUGUGAGGGAGGGCCAGCCUAAGGGGAGCCGCAGUGGCAGGUGGAGGUUCGGGGUCACCUUGGAGACACCAGACAGGCAGUUUGUCUUCCUGUGUGACCAGGAGCAGGACCAGAGGGAGUGGAUAGAAGCCUUCAAACUAGUAAUCACCCAGCCUAUGCUACCGCAGCACUACAACACUGAGGCAAACAUGAGAAGAAUGAAAAAAUGAAUGGUGUAAAAACCCGAGGGAAGGAAAACAACACGAUUUACAGGAAGAAAUGGCAAUGUGUGAGGCUGGCUGCCUGUUUCAGAGAGCCUACCAGUGGCAGGGUGGAGGCUUCUCACAAGAGGUGAUCAGGGAACUCUUCAAUGGAGUCAUGUUUAUCGGAAAAUGAGGAGAGGCUAAAUGAACUCAGGCUAAAGAGGCUAAACGAACUGAAGAGCUGCCCAUGUGGACCAGCACUGGUAACCAUUGCAAAUCACCAUUAUCCAGGGCACCUUGCAAACCAGUGACAGGACUGCAUAUUAUGAGAUGGGAACUUAUGGCAUUGUCGGGGAUAUUGGGAAUGUAAUAUAUACUUUCUAUUAACUAAUGUGUAUAUACACUAAAUGUAUAAAACGUUAAGGACACCUGCUCUUUCCAUGACAUAGACUGACCAGGUGAAAGCUUUUGAUCCCUUAUUGAUGUCACUUGUUAAAUCCACUUCAAUCAGUGUCGAUGAAGGGGAGGAGACGUUAAAUAAGGAUUUGUCAGCCAAUGGAGACAUGGAUUGUGUAUGUGUGCCACUCAGACGGUGAAUGGGUAAGACAAUUGAAGACUAUUGAAGUGCCUUUGAACAGGAUAUGGUAGUAGGUGCCAGGCGCACCGGUUUGUGUCAAGAACUGCAACGCUGCUGGGUUUUUCAUGCUCAAUAGUUUUACGUGUGUGUUAAGAAUGGUCCACCACCCAAAGGACAUCCAGCCAACUUGACACAACUGUGGGAAGCAUUGGAGUCAACAUGGGCCAUAUUGGGCCUGCAGCCCUGACACAUUGUAGAGGCCAAGACCUGAUGAAUUGAGGCUGUUCUGAGGGGUGUUCCUAAUAUUUUGUACAGUCAUUGUAAAUAGAAAGCGAGAGCGUGCGAUACAAUACUUUAAUAGAGCUAGUAGAGUUUGUUUUUUGUAUAACAGUUAUUUUAUAAUACAGUGUUUUAUUAUCUUUG